AUGGAAGGUUCAAUCUGCCGUUUACCAGAAAUAAUUGAAUUAAAAAAGAAAUAUAAAGCGUAUUUAUACAUGGAUGAAGCACAUUCAAUAGGUGCUAUCGGUAAAAAUGGCCGUGGUAUCGUAGAUUAUUUUGGUGUGGAUGUCAAGGAUGUUGAUAUUUUAAUGGGAACCUUUACAAAAAGUUUUGGUUCAGCUGGAGGUUAUAUUGCAGGCAGCAAGUCUCUCAUCGAUCAUAUUCUUACUAAUUCUCAUGCUCACACUUAUGCUUCAAGUAUGGCAGCGCCAGUAGUUGAACAAAUAAUAUCUUCUCUUCGCAUUCUCAAAGGUCCAGAAGGCAAAAAACGUAUUUAUCAAUUAGCUGAUAAUACACGUUAUUUUCGAAGCAAAUUAGUAGAUAUGGGUUUUAUUGUUUAUGGGAAUAAAAAUUCGCCAGUUGCUCCAGUGUUACUUUAUCUGCCUGCAAGAGUAACAAGAUUUAAUCGAGAGAUGCUUCGACGUGGUAUAGCUGUUGUUACUGUUGGAUUUCCAGCAACAAAAUUAUUGGAAGCUCGUGUUCGUUUUUGUAUAUCAGCUGCGCAUACACGUCAAAUGCUUGACACUGCUCUAAUGGCUAUUGAUGAAGUCGGCACUGAAAUAUCAUUACGUUACUCGACACGACACAAAUCUCGACGAUUUAGGGAGUUGUGA
Messenger RNA from Rotaria socialis, 687 nucleotides. Lineage: Eukaryota; Metazoa; Rotifera; Eurotatoria; Philodinida; Philodinidae. The record is from the annotation of a GenBank genome assembly.